UAACUGUCAGUUUCAUUCAAUUCGAUUUUAAUUCAAACUUAACACAUAACAUUAAUAACUUGUAUUUUGUUUAAUUUUUCUAUAAUACAUAUAUACUGUUCUGAUAUGUAUUUAGUACUUAAUAAAAUAUUUAAAACUUAAAAGCCAUAUACGUGACUAUCUAAUUUUACACAGCUGAAACUGAUUUAGAUAUUAUGGAUAACACAAGUUUUGAGCCAAUGGAUGUUGACCUAAGUAGUAAUUCAAUCACUUAUAUGGAUGUUUCAUUUAAUGAGCCUCAUGAAGAAUUUACUCCUGUGCCUGUUAAAGAAGAGCCUAUAUUUGAACCUGCUCCAACAAAUAAUUGCACACUUCCUACACUAACUAUUCCUACUCAAGCAUCAGCAACAGGUGUUAAAGUUUAUCAUAUAAUAAAGAAAAAUGACAGAAAACAAACUUUUAAUACGACCCAUAUAGCAGUUUCCAUAUUACUGGUAACAUGUUUAUCCAUGGUUGUCUAUCAAAUAAUAAAUGUGAAUUGUAGUAGUGAAUUGGAUCCAGACUACCUCAAUGAAAAACUGCACCAAAAGGUUUAUGGACAAUAUACCGCUGUGACUGAAAUAGUUAGUGCUUUAAAGUAUGAAUCAAGAACAAAACUUAUAUUUUUUUAUGGAGGCACUGGUGUAGGUAAAACUUAUACCCUGUCUAUAAUGCUUGAAGAUAAGUGGAACUAUACCAAUAUAUAUCAUUAUACCAUGCCAAGUUUUGUGACUACAUUCUCAACAGAACUGAUGCUUGGUUUGACCAUAUGUAAUACGGCUGUAUUUGUAGUGGAUGAUUUAGUACCAUCAGACCUUAAACAGAUAAAAAUACAUAUAAUAGAUGUUAUUCGAAAAAAUUAUGAUAUGAAUAAAUAUAUUGUGAUGAUUCUAGUCUUCAAUUGUGAUAAUUCAGACAAGGACUUAAUGAGAAAAUGUGACAAUACAUUUUAUAAAGAAGUUGAGAGAAUUUUCAAUGACAUCAAUGCAUUUAAACAGUUUGUGAAGUUUGAAGAGUUAUCUGAACGACAUUUGAAAAAAUGCAUUGAGGAUGAAUUGGGUGAAGGCUUAGAUGAUGUUCACUUUAACAAUAUUGCAAAGAAUUUUAAUGUCUCCCAGGAUGGAUGCAAAGGAGUUCAUAAGAAAAUAAAGAUUUUGAAUAACUUAUAAGCAGGAGCGUCUGAUGCACGGUGCGUCUUGUGUAUCGCCCGCUCGACUUGUAAUAAACGGGCAUAUCGAUCGUGGACUACCCUUUUUCUCUGAAAUGCGUGCCUACUGUGUAUUCGGUGAUCGUUUCAAUUUGGCGGGAGCCAAAUCUGCGACACUAGAGCGUAUGAAGCUGAUUCGAAAAGUUUCAGCGGAUCUUUGGCGGACAAAGCUCUCUCCGUUAUGAACCCCUGCCAUGUCAAUGACCCCAUAGCAUCAAAAGGUUUUGGCUAUUGCGAAUGUUACCCAACACGAGGCAAUCUAGAACGAGCCGAGAAAAAGGAUCGAACUUUUGAUUACUUUU
Molecule: messenger RNA, 1527 nt
Organism: Plodia interpunctella (Indianmeal moth)
Lineage: Eukaryota; Metazoa; Arthropoda; Insecta; Lepidoptera; Pyralidae
Exons: 3
Coding region: 195-1187 (330 amino acids)
Molecular function (GO): ATP binding; ATP hydrolysis activity
Source: RefSeq, a predicted model, not a curated record